AGAUAAACUUCAAACAACAACAACAAAGAUGGCAGCCCCCAUCGAAAAUGAAAAUGUUUCCACCAAAAGUCACCGUUUUAAAGCUAUUUUAGCCGAGAAAGAGCUAAAACCUAAUGAUCAUCCUUUACAUCUCUUUAUCUCUAGAAACUCUGCGACAUUGCUCGGAGUGCCAGACGAUGACAAGCAAAUAUAUUUGUCCCUUUGGACAAACACCAAAGUUUCACAAGAAAAACUACUGACACACCCACCUGGGAAAGGCCCAGGUUGCAUUUUUCAGAGAAUGCUAUCCAAUAGUCAGAAUUUCCCAGAAAUUCUUCAACCAGAGACCGAUGACAGUGAUGUAGAUGCAAUGGAAGAUGUAACAACUGGCUUAGACGUAGAGGUGUUUGUUACCGUCCAUGUCAAAAAUGAGGAUGCUGAAGAAUAUGUUGAUUUUGUUACGUUAACUUGCAGUCAGCAAUUUAUGACUCAUUACAACAUACAAACAGCAACCAUCUUUAUUCGUCCUGUUAAGUUAUAUCCUGUCAGUAAUGUUGUUCUUGGUGUAAGUAGUCAUGAAACCUUUCAAUGGCUUACAAACAAAAAAUUUUGCACUCGGUUAUUGAGUGAGGUUCAGUCAAAUCCUGUUCUUAUACGGACUAAAGAUGUCUUCCUUUCACCAUAUGGGAACUUCCUUGAAGAUCCAGAUUUCAAAAGAACAUUUUAUUUUGAUAUAUUCGUCCUUGAGUGCUCUCCUGUUCAGCAAGGUUUGAUUACAGCAAGGACAGAAUUUGUUUUGACCUACCUUGGAGAUUUAGAAGCAGAACGUGAACAUUUUAAAGCCAAAAUGGAAUCUCUUGUAACCAAUCCAAGACAGGGUGACAGGACAAUUUCUGGACCAUUUAAGGACAUUUUUAUAUCAGACUUCAGUUACGCCAUGAAUCAAAAUUAUCUGAGUCCUGAGAUAGAUGAAACAGAUUCAAUGCCAAACUUCAAAAAAACAGCAGCAUCCAUGAAAAAUAGAAGAAAAAAAACUAGAAGUGAGACAGUUGGACAUUUUGAAUAUGAAGUUGUUCCACAACAACCUCUUUUCAGAAGGAUGUUGUGGAGGGAAGAGAAAGUACAAAAUUUUGAUCCUUUGUAUUAUGUUGGCAUGUCACGAAAGCAAAUGUUGAAGGAGGGGUUAUUCGACAGUAGUUAUGUUUUGAUAUCACCUGAGUAUCCAAAUGAAGACUGCGAUGAGGACAAGGCAUGCACUCGCACAGAGAGACUAUGUAUGGUGAGAUGUCUGGGUAAAGAAUAUGACAAAUCAAAAAGACUCUUUAUCUCACCUCUGUGUUUGUUCAACAUGCAGAAUAAGCCGCCAAUAGAACUGCCAUUUUCCUUGAUAAUGAAGCGUUAUGAUUUGGCUGACCCAGAACAGAAGAGUGGUUCUACACAGAGCUCUUGGAAUGUGAUCCUACCUACAGCUAGAGAAUUACAGAUUUCAAUAAUUCCAUCACCAAACUACAGUCCACGUGCUCCCCAUGAUGAGGCCCUGAAACAGUAUUUUUCAUGUCGCAGGGUUGUUGCAGUUGGUGAUGUUCUGGCCAUUCGCAGCUCUGAUGAUCCAAACUUCUGGCAGAACACAGGAGAUGAUACCGAGAACAGAUUUCCAUGUAUAUACUUCAAAGUUGUGAAUAUCAAGGGCUCUAAAACAACUCACAAAAAUGUUAUUGUGGACAGAGAUAAUACCACACUGAUCCAGAUAGGAUCAGAGCACAGCUAUAUACCUGUAAUGAUGCAGACAUACCUGAGUCCCCUCCCUCAGAGUUUCUGGGACAAGGAUAAUCUACCAGGACUGUCACGGUAUAUCGAUGAAUUGGAGAACUGCAUACUACCCCACCUUACAUCCAAAAUAGGAUGCAAGUCCUUGAAAUCUGUGCCCCCAGCUGUUCUUGUUGCUGGACCAGUUGGAAGUGGAAAAACUACUCUUAUUGUUUCUGUUGCUAGGAAACUGGGUAUACAUGCAUUCAAGGUGAAUUGUCAUGCUUUGUUUGGUGAGUCGUCUGGUACGACAGAGGCUAAGAUGAAAAACGCAUUCAAUGCAGCUGGGCUUUAUUCACCGUGCAUUUUGUUGUUACAAAGCAUCCAUGCCCUGGGUAGGGACAGGGACGGCAAUACUGAAGACCCACGUGUUGCAAGCAGUUUUCUCAGCAAUGUCAUGCAGUUAAAGAAUGAUCUACAGCAGUACCCAAUGAUUGUCGUGGCAACCACACACUCCAACAAAGAUCUCACACAUGACAUGCUCGAGUGUUUCCUACACCAAGUCCAGAUCGAGGUUCCAAAUGAGCACGAGAGAGGGGAAAUUGUUGAUUCCCUGCUGCAGACCAUCAACUACAGUGGAAAUAUUUCUAUAUCAUAUAUAGCUCAGAGAACAGCUGUUUUGGUGCUGUGGACGAAACGUUGGUGGAUCCCUUGGAGGUUGCGUGUUCAAAUCUCAGUGAGGUAUAAGACUGCACAUCCUGAUAGAACAGCAGAACUGAUUUUCCCUGGAAGCCUGCCUAAAGUUUAUUCAAAUAAACAGUACCCAGAACUCCUUGCUGCCGGUCUGCGACGCUCAGGUGUGUUACUGUAUGGCCCACCAGGUACAGGGAAAACUCUCCUAGCAAAAGCCGUUGCUACUGAAUGUUCUCUUAACUUCCUUAGUGUGAAGGGACCAGAACUGAUCAAUAUGUAUGUGGGUCAGAGUGAACAAAAUGUUAGAGAGAUAUUCCAGAGAGCCAGAAGUGCUACUCCAUGUGUGAUAUUUUUUGAUGAGUUAGAUUCUCUGGCACCUAACAGGGGUAAAAGUGGCGACUCUGGAGGUGUGAUGGACAGGGUAGUGUCUCAGUUGUUGGCGGAGUUGGAUGGCCUUAACAAAGCAUGUGAUGUGUUUGUUAUAGGAGCCACAAACAGACCAGAUCUUCUAGAUCCAGCUCUACUUAGACCUGGAAGGUUUGACAAGAUGUUGUACCUUGGUGUAAGUGAAGACAACCUAUCACAAUACAAGAUAUUGUUGGCACUGACCAGAAAGUUCACCUUGGCAGAUAGUUUAGACUUGGAAACAUUUGUCGAGAAAUGUCCGUUCACAUUGACAGGUGCUGAUUUCUAUGCCCUAGCUUCAGAUGCCAUGCUUAAUGCAUUGAAGAGGAAAAUCAAACAGCUAGAAUCUGGCAAAACUGUGGAGCAGACAAUUGUUGUGGAUAUAAAUGACUUCACUGCAGCCUUAGACAAUUUAUCACCAUCAGUCACCGAGGAGGAACUGCUGAGAUAUAAAAUUAUUCGGGAUCAAUUUAAUGUUAAGGACAGCUCUAACACUUUGCCAGAUUUAGCUUAGUAAACGUAAUAGACAUUUUCAGAGAUUGUGUUUUAAGAUCAAGGCUCAUGGUUCAAAAUAACAUCAUCUCAUUGGUUGUAGUGCAAUUUUGAUAUUGACCAAUGGCAAGGCUGCUUUUUGAGACUGGUUUCCAACCUGCAUUUUGUAGUACUAGAGCCAAAGUAAUCUACUUUGGAUUAGAUGUGGCUUGUUGCUAUGUUGUACAACUGUUUCUGGUACAUACAGUAAUAGUGAACAGAUAUUCAGAAAUGUCUGUCAAAACUUAAAUCUUGUCUCUUAGUAGAGAACAGAUGCUUUGAGUAUGUAUUGCAUUGAUUUUGUUAUACAGUAGUGGAGAGUUUAGCUCUUAAAACCUCUUAUUGGGAGAAACUUUGCUAUUUCAAAACUUGGCAAUUCAAACUUUGCAUUAAGAACAUUCACAAAGCUUUGAUUUAAUUUAUAAUACCAUUAUGUCAUUAGUGCUGUACAUCUUGAAGGCAUAGUAAACAUGAGAAUAAACACACAUAUAAGCCAUGCCAUGAGAAAACCAACAUAGUGGGUUUGUGACCAGCAUGGAUCCAGAACAGCCUGCGCAUCUGCGCAGUCUGGUCAGGAUCCACGCUGUUCGCUAACAGUUUCUCCAAUUCCAAUAGGCUUUGAAAGCGAACAGCAUGGAUCCUGACCAGACUGCGCGGAUGCGCAGGCUGGUCUGGAUCCAUGCUGGUCGCAAAGCCACUAUGUUGGUUUUCCCAUGACACGGCUCAUGUGAUGAAAUAUAGUAAGAAUAGGAACAGGCAUUAUAUACUUUCCCAGUUAUACUACAGCAGAAGUAGGCAGCAGAGUGCUAUCAGUAUUUGAUUGUUAUGAAAAAUUAAAGAUUGUUUAUAGAUGUAGUUCAUGCAUUUAUAUCUGAUCGUGAAACAAACUUGAAUUGGUAUGAUAAAACUCGAGCCUUACAGCAUAUGCAUAAAAUGCCAAUCUGUUGUGUUUAGCAUGUUAAAGUAUUUUGACAUUUUUAUAAGCCCAAAGGGACGUAUUCUGUUAUGACACCCAUGACCACCUGUCCAUCAGUCCGUCCAUUAGCAAUUUUGUGUCUGCUCUGUAACUCUUGAACCGCUUAAAGGAUUUCGAAGAAUCUUGACACAAAUGUUCACCACAUUGAGAUGACAUGCAGAGCGCAUGUUCUUGAUGGCUUGCUUCAAGGUCAAGGUCACACUUAGGGGUCAAAGCUCAUAUGACUUUGUUUCGUGUCUAGUUUGUAACUAUUGAACUGCUUGAAGGAUUUUACAGAAACUUGGCACAAAUGUUCACCACAUCGAGACGACAUGCAAAGUGUUUUAUGAAAAUUCCUAAUGCCAAGGAUGUAGAUAAUUACAUCCUUGAUAAUGCUGUUUCACACAAAAUAAUGUAGUUACGUACCAGUGAAAAAUAUUUUUUUCACACGGAAAUAACCAGAAAUAUUUCAGUGUUAUAUUUCAGCAAUCAGCUGCAUAAUAUAAAAGUACAAGAAACAAUUAUGAUUAAUUUAAUAACUAUUGUAAUUAUGCCUCCCUUCAAAGAAGGAGGGGUAUAUUGUUUUACUGAUGUUUGUCGGUCUGUUUGACAGUCUGCCAGUCCAUAGACCAAUCAGUUUCCGGAUGAUAACUCAAGAACGCUUAGGCCUAGGAUCAUAAAAAUUGAUAGGGAGGUUGGUCAUGAUCAGCGGAUGACCCCUAUUGAUCUUGAGAUCAGUAGGGCAAAGGUCAAGGUCACAGUGACCUGGAACAGUUAAACAGUUUCCGGACGAGAACUUGAGAAAGCUUGGGCCUAGGAUCACGAAACUUGAUAGGAGGUUGAUCAUGACCAGCAGAUGACCCGUAUCGAUCUUGAGAUCAGUAGGUCAAGGUCACAGUGACAAUAAAACAAGUUCCAGACAAUUACUUAUUUGGCUACUAGGAUUUUCUAAUUUGAUAGGCAUGUUUGUCAUGACCAGUAGAUACGAGCCCUAUUGAUUUUGAGGUCAGGAGAUCAAAGGUCAAGGUCACAUUGACCCAGAACAGUAUAACUUUUUUUGCCAAAUAACUAGAGAAUGCGUUGGUCUAAGAUCACAUUUGAUAUGGAGGUCACUUAUGACUGGUAAAUGACCCAUAAUUAUUUAUUUGAGGUCAGUAUGUCAAAUGUCCAGUGCACAGUGACCAAACGAUUUCUGCUCCUUGUGAAGUUACUGAAUGCAUCAAGAGGGCAUUUCGUGUUCCAUGAGCUCUUGUUUUUUAUAGAAUUUUUUCCCAUACUUUUGUUACUAUUUAUUCAAUAAACAGAGUUAUGUUUCAAAUUUUGUUGUGCUCUUAAUUGAUGCCAUAAAUGGUUGACUUUUCUUUAAUUAUAUAAAACCGAUGAGUUUACAAUAUUAAAUAAAUAAUGAAUAGUU
Mercenaria mercenaria is the source of this 5723-nucleotide messenger RNA. RefSeq names its product peroxisomal ATPase PEX6-like. The record is from RefSeq and is a predicted model, not a curated record. Gene Ontology annotation, molecular function: ATP hydrolysis activity; ATP binding. Gene Ontology annotation, cellular component: peroxisomal membrane; cytosol. NCBI's taxonomy places the organism in Eukaryota, Metazoa, Mollusca, Bivalvia, Venerida, Veneridae. Bases 29 to 3337 code for a protein of 1102 amino acids. Gene Ontology annotation, biological process: protein import into peroxisome matrix. The transcript has 18 exons.